This is a messenger RNA of Dentiscutata erythropus, 447 nucleotides long. The record is from the annotation of a GenBank genome assembly. Lineage: Eukaryota; Fungi; Glomeromycota; Glomeromycetes; Diversisporales; Gigasporaceae.
AUGGACAUCAGUAAACCCCUCAAGUUCUCCGAAAUUUUUAAUUCUUUUGAAAAUUCACGUGAUUCUGUUUUGCCCUCCGGUUCAGAAGAUUUUAUCAUUUCCAUAGGUCCACACGGUUCUUUUCUUGAUUACGGUUCUUCUGCGGAAUGUUAUUGUGAUCAAUGUAGUGGCUGUCGUAUUCCGCUUUACACUUGUAAGGGUGAGAGUUGUAGGGUUAAGUGUCCCCCUCAUACUAGAAAAUGUUCUGAAUGUGCCGGUCACAACUAUUCGGCCAGGCAUAUAACUAAUCAAAAGUAUUACGAUAGUCGGAAAUCCCGCAUAAAUUCUGAGAGGUCUAUUUCUUUUGAAAAGUCUUUAAUAAAUAAAUCAUCUGAUUCUGUCGUUGAUAAGGAUUUAUCAGAAAUCUGGAAUAAUACUUGGUCGGAAGCUCUUGAACAUUUUCCAUAA